AAAAUGGCAAGAAUGGCAAGGUCUCCUCUUCUUCUCUCACUCCUUGUCCUAAUCUCAUUUCUGGUCCUAAUCAAGCCCUCUCACGCCGGUGGCAUAGCCAUCUACUGGGGGCAAAACGGGAACGAAGGUACCCUAAAACAAACCUGCGCCACCGGAAAAUACGAGUACGUGAACAUAGCCUUCCUCAACGUCUUCGGCAGCGGCCAAACCCCACAAAUCAACCUAGCCGGGCACUGCAACCCAGCCUCCAAUGGUUGCGCCUCUGUCGGCCCUGAAGUCACAUUCUGCCAGAGCCUAGGAGUCAAGGUGUUUCUCUCCCUCGGAGGUGGCAUCGGAAACUACUCUUUAUCAUCUGCUUCUGACGCAAAAGAUGUAGCCAACUACCUAUGGAGCAGUUUCCUAGGCGGAAAAGGAAAAGGCAGAGACAAGUCUACUACUACUCGUCCCUUCGGCCACGCUGUUUUGGAUGGGAUAGAUUUCGACAUAGAGCAAGGAGCAAAUCCAUAUUGGGAUGACCUUGCACGUUAUCUGAAGGAGUAUAGCAAACCAACAAGGGCUGUGUACUUAGCUGCAGCUCCUCAGUGUCCAUUUCCUGAUGCGUUCGUAGGCAGUGCGAUUAGUACAGGGCUUUUCGACUAUGUUUGGGUUCAGUUCUACAACAAUCCUCCAUGCCAGUAUAGCUCAGGUAACACUGACAAUAUACUAAGCUCGUGGAAUAAAUGGACUACGUCUAUACAAGCAAGGAAGAUCUUUCUGGGGUUGCCGGCGGCUCCAGCUGCAGCUGGAAGUGGGUUCAUUCCGGCUACUGUGCUGACUUCUGAAAUACUUCCGGUGAUCAAGAAGUCGUCGAAGUAUGGUGGCGUGAUGUUGUGGUCAAAGUAUUAUGAUGAUCAAAGUGGUUAUAGUUCCUCCAUUAUCAAUAGUGUAUGACUUUCAAUUCCUAAAUA
This is a messenger RNA of Fragaria vesca subsp. vesca, 947 nucleotides long. Its product is annotated as acidic endochitinase-like. The record is from RefSeq and is a predicted model, not a curated record. Lineage: Eukaryota; Viridiplantae; Streptophyta; Magnoliopsida; Rosales; Rosaceae. Gene Ontology annotation, cellular component: extracellular region. Bases 4 to 930 code for a protein of 308 amino acids. The transcript has a single exon. Gene Ontology annotation, molecular function: chitinase activity. Gene Ontology annotation, biological process: carbohydrate metabolic process.